This is a messenger RNA of Galendromus occidentalis (western predatory mite), 1594 nucleotides long. RefSeq names its product glutathione reductase, mitochondrial. Gene Ontology annotation, cellular component: mitochondrion; cytosol. Gene Ontology annotation, molecular function: NADP binding; glutathione-disulfide reductase (NADPH) activity; flavin adenine dinucleotide binding. The record is from RefSeq and is a predicted model, not a curated record. The coding region runs from base 55 to 1413 and encodes 452 amino acids. NCBI's taxonomy places the organism in Eukaryota, Metazoa, Arthropoda, Arachnida, Mesostigmata, Phytoseiidae. The transcript has 9 exons. Gene Ontology annotation, biological process: cellular response to oxidative stress; glutathione metabolic process; cell redox homeostasis.
CAGCGAUAAUCAAGUCGAAAAGUACUUCGGCGUAGUUCCCUCAGGACGUUCACGAUGGCGCCUGUUCCGAAGAAAUUCGACUAUCUGGUUUUGGGUGGAGGAUCGGGUGGCAUCGCAAGUGCUCGUCGUGCGGCGGAAUACGGCGUGAAAGUUGGACUCAUUGAGGAAGCCCGUCUCGGUGGAACCUGCGUCAAUGUUGGAUGCGUGCCUAAGAAGGUCAGCUGGUACGCUGCUUGGCAGAGGGAGCUCAUGCACAACUUCAAGGACUACGGAUUCGACUUCGAGUACAAAGGCUUCAACUGGCCGUCAUUCAAAGCGAAACGGGAUGCGUAUAUUGAGCGACUCAAUGGGAUUUACGAGAGAAACCUCGAGUCGAGCAAAGUCGAGCUAAUUAAAGGACGGGGGAGGUUCGUAGAUCCGAAAACAAUCCAGGUCGGUGAGGAGAUGUAUACUGCAGAUCACAUCACGAUCGCGGUCGGAGGGCGGCCGAGGAUUCCCGAGGUUCUGGGAGCCGAGUUCGGCAUCGACAGUGACGGUUUCUUCGAGCUGAAGGAGUUACCGAAGAAGGCUUUGAUCGUCGGUAGCGGAUACAUAGCCGUAGAAAUCGCAGGGGUGUUCAAUGCUCUUGGAGUCGACACCACGGUCGUCAUCAGGAAAGCCGCCAUCCUGCGAUCGUUCGAACAUUUUCUCGGAAGUCACCUGAUGCAUCAAAUGAAAGCCGAUGGGGUCAAGUUCGAAACUCGCGACUCGGUUAGCCGCGUUGACCAGGACGGUUCUCUUCUUACAGUGACAACGCAGACCGGGAAAAUCAUUCCAGAUGUAGAUUGCUUGCUCUGGGCUGUCGGCCGUGAUCCCCAUGUCGGAGGACUUGGUCUCGAAGCGGCGAAGGUCGAGCAGGACGAGAACGGCCACAUCAUCGUCGAUGAGUUCCAGAACACGUCGUCGAAGUCGAUUUACGCUCUCGGUGACGUCUGCGGCAAGGCUCUACUCACGCCAGUCGCUAUAGCUGCGGGUCGACGUCUUGCCAUGCGAUUAUUCAACAAGCAGAAAGAUCUCAAGCUAGAUUACGAUAAUAUCCCAACCGUUAUAUUCUCCCACCCGCCAAUCGGCAGCAUCGGACUGACGGAGUACGAGGCACGGGAUAAAUUCGGCGCGGAAAACGUCCGAUCCUACGAAUCGACUUUCAAUCCCAUGUACUACGCCCUGUGCGAACGGAAGGUGAAAACAACUAUGAAGUUGGUGUGCGCAGGAGCUGACGAGAAAGUUGUUGGACUCCACAUGAUCGGAGACUCUGUCGACGAGAUACUUCAGGGAUUCGGCGUCGCUAUCAAGAUGGGCGCGACGAAGUCCCAAUUCGACAGCUGCGUGGCGAUACAUCCGACCUCCGCUGAAGAAUUAGUCACCAUGAGGUGAUUGAAUCGAUGGACGAUGAAGCGAUCGACUCGAUGCGCCGAUUUCGGUCAAUUGAGCUUCCGGUUGAUCGAUCCAGCCGUUCUGUUCGAGUCUUCGACUCUGACUCCUAUUUACGACCCUAAACAUCAUCGUUAGUUUUUGGAAUAAAAUACGAUCGGAGGUCCUGGUGGAUGCUCCAUCG